GAGGGACAGAAGGCUUGUUCUUGUUACACUUUUGAAGGUGAACUGACCAGCGGAAGAUUGUACUGGGAAAGAGCACAAGAAUUUUGUGAGGCUACAAAUAAACACCUGGUUGUCAUGGAGACUGAGAGAGAAUGGCAAUUUAUUACCGACGAAAUUGGGAAGCUAAAUACAAAAUAUAAUGAGUGGCACAUAGGUUUAUUUAAUGCGAGUGGAAACUGGACCUGGGUCAAUGGUAAACCUCUAACUUUAAACAAGUGGCAAGAACGUGAACCUGACACUAGGGACCUUUAUGUGAUCAUUCAUAAGAACUUUCCCAAGGGUUCUCAUGGGACAUUCAGCGGCAGUAAAGGAGUUUCAAGAGAUUAUAUUUGCGAGCAAGAAACAGGUAAAACUAAGUCACAUUUUGGUGUACUCUAA
Molecule: messenger RNA, 417 nt
Organism: Porites lobata
Lineage: Eukaryota; Metazoa; Cnidaria; Anthozoa; Scleractinia; Poritidae
Source: the annotation of a GenBank genome assembly